GACAUCCAGUGGAAGUGAAGGGGGCGCUGGAAGAAGGGGCGGUAUAUAUAGAUGGACAGAAACUCCCACCAGCGUUAUCAGACGAAGUGUCUCUGGCGUCAACAUGAAGCAUCUUGUGGUGAUUUUCGCAUCUGUGUUUGUGGCAGCAGAAUGUGCCUUGCUCCAGGGCUAUAACUUGCCCACCCCCGGAUCUUCCUCUGGAUUUACCCACGGUUCAGGAGGGUCCAUCGGAGGUUCAGGAGGGUCCUUCGGAGGUUCAGGAGGGUCCUUCGGAGGUUCAGGAGGGUCCUUCGGAGGUUCAGGAGGGUCCUUCGGUGUUACGGGAGGAGGAAGUUUUGUAUCUACUGGUGGUUCUGUAUCUGGAGGGUUUGGACAUGGAUCCAUCUCUUGUGGUGAUGGACAGGUCGCCCACGGAGGGAGCUGCGUAACUCCUCAAGUGGAACGCAGUGUCUACGUCUACGACGUCCCUGCACAGCCCAGACCCGUCGGCCCUACCCCUAACAUCCCAGCACCAAAGGUCGAGCACAACAUCGUCUUCGUGCGCCUUCCAGAGGGCGCUGCAGGACAGGAGCCUAUUGUGGUUCCUCCACCCCAGCAGAAGAACAUCGUCUAUGUCCUCAACAAGGCAACUGCAGUCGGUGGACAGAAGGUCAUCCAAGUUCCAGCACCACCCAAGAGCCAGCCUGAAGUCUACUUCGUCAACGUCGGCGACGGCCAGAACCCAACUCUUCCAGGAGGCGUUGAUCUUCAGAGUGCCCUCAGCAGCGCUGUCCACCAGGGAGUCGGUCAGGUCAUUGGAGGUACUGGGGGAUCAGGCAUUGGUGGCGUCUCUGGAGGAUCAGGCAUUGGUGGCGUCUCCGGAGGAUCAGGAGGAGUUGCAUUUGACAGUGGAUUCGGAGGUGGACUUACUGGAGGUGUUUCCGGUGGCGUUGUCAGUGGUGGUGACAGCUUCGGCAGCGUCUCUGUCGGUGGUGGUGACAGUUUCGGCAGCGUCUCUGUCGGUGGUGGUGACAGCUUCGGCAGCGUCUCUGUCGGUGGUGGUGACAGCUUCGGCAGCGUCUCUGUCGGUGGUGUCGGUUCUUCAGGCAGCGUCUCUGGAGGUGGUGCCCCAAGUGGCCUGUACUCCCCUCCUUAAAUGUAUAAGUAAUGUUCAAUAUAUCACACUUGUAAAGUCUUCUCUCUCUCGCUCUUGUAAUCAUCAUAAGUAUGUGUAAAUGUAAGUUAACGAUAAUUAUUUGAAGAACAUAAUAUAUUUGAUCAGAGUUGUGGAUAUUUAUCGAAUACAGUAUCUCAUCAUCAA
Messenger RNA from Macrobrachium nipponense, 1300 nucleotides. Its product is annotated as loricrin-like. The transcript has 3 exons. Bases 104 to 1135 code for a protein of 343 amino acids. Lineage: Eukaryota; Metazoa; Arthropoda; Malacostraca; Decapoda; Palaemonidae. The record is from RefSeq and is a predicted model, not a curated record.